Molecule: messenger RNA, 303 nt
Organism: Paramecium sonneborni
Lineage: Eukaryota; Ciliophora; Oligohymenophorea; Peniculida; Parameciidae
Source: the annotation of a GenBank genome assembly
AUGGCUGAAUUGAAAGAAUAGGAAAUAUUUAAUGAACUAAGAAUUCCACAUAACAUAAUAGAAUAACAAAAAUAUUUAAACCAAUCAAAUUUUAGAAAUAUAGGAUAUUAUAGUCCAUAAACAUCUUCGAUUACCAAAAAUAAUUUUGAAAUCUUAAAUUAAAUAUAUUUUAAAGUUAAUUAUCUAAAAGAAUAAAAGGAAACUAAAGAUUUAGUGGUGAGAAUGAUAAAUAGCCAUAAAAAAAGUAAAAUAGAUAAUGCCAAUAAUAAUCGAAAUUAAAAUAUUGGAAAGAAUAAUUAUUGA